UGUCAGCUGUGCGCGGCUCUCGCGAGAGCUGCCGUGCGGGGAAGCGUGGUGCGCCGCGGUAGCUCGCUCCUUUUCGUCUGCCCGGCCAUCUUGGCGGCGCGUCUCUGGUACCACCCGACCCGACGCGAGGCAGCAACAUGGUGGCCGCGAAGAAGACGAAAAAGUCCCUAGAGUCCAUAAACUCUAGGCUUCAGCUGGUUAUGAAAAGUGGUAAAUAUGUACUAGGAUACAAACAGACUCUGAAAAUGAUUCGUCAGGGCAAAGCCAAGUUGGUCAUCCUAGCCAACAACUGCCCUGCUUUGAGAAAAUCAGAGAUUGAGUACUACGCUAUGCUUGCAAAGACUGGCGUCCACCACUAUAGCGGCAACAACAUUGAACUGGGCACAGCAUGUGGGAAAUACUACAGAGUGUGCACACUGGCUAUCAUUGACCCAGGUGACUCUGACAUCAUCAGAAGCAUGCCAGAACAAACCAGCGAGAAGUAAAUGCUGUAAAGAGUUAUUUCUACAAUAAAACUGGUUACAGAUCCAUUUUAAGAAAAAUUUGUAUUACAACAUUGUUGGUUUUAGGGCACAAACUAUAUAAAUGAAGACUCAUUACCA
Messenger RNA from Neopsephotus bourkii (Bourke's parrot), 602 nucleotides. It is a transcript of the gene RPL30, whose product is annotated as ribosomal protein L30. The coding region runs from base 138 to 485 and encodes 115 amino acids. Gene Ontology annotation, cellular component: cytosolic large ribosomal subunit. Gene Ontology annotation, molecular function: RNA binding; structural constituent of ribosome. The transcript is spliced from 5 exons. Lineage: Eukaryota; Metazoa; Chordata; Aves; Psittaciformes; Psittacidae. The record is from RefSeq and is a predicted model, not a curated record.